Hemicordylus capensis (graceful crag lizard) is the source of this 5136-nucleotide messenger RNA. It is a transcript of the gene KANSL1L, whose product is annotated as KAT8 regulatory NSL complex subunit 1 like. Gene Ontology annotation, molecular function: histone acetyltransferase binding. Bases 324 to 3410 code for a protein of 1028 amino acids. The record is from RefSeq and is a predicted model, not a curated record. Gene Ontology annotation, cellular component: NSL complex. The transcript is spliced from 18 exons. Lineage: Eukaryota; Metazoa; Chordata; Lepidosauria; Squamata; Cordylidae.
GCUGCUGCUGAGGAGGAGAAGUUGGCUACGGUGGGGUGAGGGAGGGAAGAGGAAAAAAGGAAAGCGGUAGCCAGCGAACAGACCGACAGAGAGUAGGACAGCAUGUGUACCAAAAGAUUGGGGAGUUGUGGCCCCCAUAUAGAAGAAGGAUGAUCGGAAGCUGCCAGGGAAUUACCGCCCUAUCAGUCGUCUUAGCAUAGCGAUCACCAUAAAUUAUGAAAAGACCAAGGUGAUGGCUUUUGCCAACAAACCUAAGAAGCAGUGUUGGAUGUUGAAUGGACAUAGACUUGAACAGGUUUGUUUAAAAACUGCUUACAACAGCUAUGACACCUGCUCUUCGAGAGAAAGCAAUGAAAGGACAUGGUAUCUAUUUAUCCCCAUCCUUGUCUUCAAGAGCUAUGGAAUCCAAUGAGACAUUGGGCAUGGCAAGUACCAGAGUAGUCAAGGAGAAAAUGAAGGAUGGCUCUGUCACAAAGAUCACUUGCUCAGUUCGGGGGCUUCCCACCUCUCAGUCCAAACAUACCAAUGAUCACUUUAAUUUAAAGUGCUUUGACUCUCACUCUUCUAAACAUUACCCCUUAUUAAUGAGUGCCAAUUCUGCUCUCAGUGUAAAUAAUAAAAAUUGUAUGCUCAAAACCUCAGAAGAGCACAGUUGCUCCAAGAUGAGAAAUCCUUUGUGUAACAGCACUAAUACACACUUCAGUCAAAUUAUUAAUUCAGAAUCUGGGGAGCAGAUCAGAGGAGAAACUUUAUCAGGGACAACAACUCAGAAUUUACCAGAAAUUGGAAAACUAUUGGAUUCAUGUUUAAUUGAACCCAGCAAUACAGAAGAAAGACGGCUUCCUAACUCUAAAUGGUACCGAAAGAAUGGCUUUUUUGGCAAGGCUUUAUUUGUAAAUACUGAGACAAAAAAAGAAGACUCAUUCCAUCAAGUGCAUCAUGAUGCUUCGGAAGGAACAACGAACUGCAAUCCCAGCAGUAAAGAACAGGCAUUGAAUUUCUCCUUACUUCAGUGUGUAAACAAGCAACAGGUUUUACUCAGCCAGGCCAAAAGAACUCAGAAACGUUUGCAAAUACUAUUGGCAAAGCAUGUUGUCAAACACUGUGACCAGCAGAUGAAAUGUUUUGUGAGACAUCAACUACAGAGAAUGAAAGCAUUUCAUGAUCCAGCCAGGAUUUUGGGUGGCAGUUUUCAUAGAUGCACUGGAAUUAAAACUGAAAGCAACAAUUUAGAAACUAAUGUGGGUAAAGAUGUCCAGCACGAUUUUGAUGUUUUACCUGGUAAAAUCAGUAAGUUUGCUUGUUCUACAGCAGGACUACUGUCUCAGAUGGAAGAGAGCUUAGAUUCUGAGGCCACUUGCAGCAGCUCAAGUGAAGAUGAUGAUGAGCAGAUUUCCAGAAAUGUUGUGGCAGUUAAAAAUAGAUCUGACUGGAAAUGGCUGGUAGACAGAGCUAAAGUUGGGUGCCGCUGGACAUGGCUUCAAGCUCAGAUCUCAGAGCUAGAAUACAAGAUCCAGCAACUCACUGAUCUUCACAGGCAGAUCCGUGCCACCAAGGGAAUGGUGAUCUUAGAAGAAUUUCCAGUUCCAAAGGAUGUCUUGAAAAAGCAAACACAAUUGACAGACCAGGAGGCUUUAUUAAACACCACAGGGCACUCUCAAGCUCCCUUUGAGAGGCAGGAUGUUUGGCUGGAACCUGAUUUUGAAAUGUCACCGAGCAGUCCAACUCUGCUUCUCCGUAACAUAGAAAAACAGAGUGCCCAACUGAGUGAAAUUAUCAGCAGUCUGAUUGCUCCCCUAAAUCUGUCUCCUACAUCAUCUCCUCUCUCUUCAAAGUCCUCUAAACAGAAAGAGUUGGUCAAUGGCAUAUCUUUAAGAGAUUCAGAGAACAGUGAAGGCGUUUCAACUUCCAGUAGUUGGUUGGUUGACCAACAACACCUGAAGAGAAGAAGGAAAGACAAGACAAGGCUGAGAACAUCAUCGGUUGCGAUUAGCACAUCUGCUCGUACCAGACCACUUCAGAGUUUCCAGAGGAGAAAACUGUAUAAAACAAGCAGUAUGCUAAGCUUGAACCAACAGGCUAUGCCAGUGAGAAAUGCCCUAUUUAACAGAGCAGAGGUAGUUCCAGGCUCCUCUUGGAGUAGUUAUGAGCUUGGCCCCAAGCCCAGGACACACAACGAACUCAUGUUAGAACUUGAUUCCUCAUUCCAUCCUGUCUUAUCAUUCCCUUCAGAUACUCCUCUUCAUGUGUAUUUCAAAACAUUGCUCAAAAAGUACGAGAUCAAAGGUGAUCCUUUUGAAACUUCUGCCCUUGGUUUAGAGCUUAAGGUGUCUCCAUCAAAUGAAUACAAUUGGCAUAAAACUUCUCUUCAACAAUGGAAUUGUGGAUACGAAUCUAGUUCCAAAUAUCAGGCUAUGCCAGAAAUAUCAGAGCAGCUACAAGAGGGAAGAAAAAAGAGACAUUUCAGUGAGACAGCAGUUGGAGAAAGUAACAAUAGAUUUGAAGCAUUUUCCUUCCAGCAUGAAGAGGAGGAAUCCCAUAAUCAUUUUGCAGGAUCUGCUAAUGAUGACAUGAUUUCUAGAUCAAGUCACAGUUCCUCAUCACAGCUCAAUUCAAGACGGAGACUGAGAAGUGAGAGCUCUUAUGACAUAGAUAACAUUGUUAUUCCUAUGUCACUGGUUGCACCAUCUAAGCUGGAGAAACUGCAGUAUAAAGAAAUUCUUACUCCCAGCUGGAGACUUGUUAGCCUCAAGCCUUUGGAAGGUCUGCACAAAGAUGAAGAAACGGUAGAAGAUCUGUCAGAUGAUGUCUAUGCUGUACGCCAUGCAAAAUAUGAAGAGAAAGAGAGAGCACGGUGGUCACUGUGGGAACAAUGCCGAUGGCCCAGAAGGAACAGAUCAUAUAGCAGAAGUUCUGAGGGACAAGAUCCAGCACUAAAACAAAAACAAGGCAACUCUGAUUUCACGCUCAGUUUUUCCAAAAACACCACUGAUGUAACUUCAGAAAUAUACAGAAAUCUAUGCUUGAGGGCAUUACAGUCUUCAGAAGAAAACCAAGAAGUACAGUCUCUUCUGUGGGAACAUCGCAUUUUUCCACUAAAAGAGAAAGAAGCAGAAGCUUUAAUUUGCCAUGAUCAGGUAACAGCUCAGCAAGAAAAUUCAAAUAUGGCCAUCCACAGUGCCUUUGACUGUACUUCAUAUACUGCUUUCAGUUUGCCAAACAAUAACCAGCCACAAAGGAAAAGCUCUGUUGAUGAACUGGAAGAUUGCAACCAAGCCUGUUUGGGAAUUGACAGCACAAGAAAACAGAGGCAGGCUAAGAACUCAAGGGCAGUGUUUUUAUCUGAGCCACAAGAAUGCUUUCAAGCUGGAAGUUUUAAUAUUCCCUUGGUCAAGAAGGGAUACUCUUAAACUGUAACCACCAGGUGCUGCCACAACUUGAAAAACUGAACGGAUGUCUAUUCAAAGUGUAUGUAUGGUUGCAGUGCAUAAUUCCCCCCCCCCCACUUGAAAAUGCAAUAGUUUUAACUGAAUGCACAGAAAAGCUACCUGAUAAAGCUGUUGCGCGUGUAUGUGGCUGACACAAGCAUACUGUCCCUUUUUAAGGAAAGGUCUUUGCCAAUUCAACCAUUUGUAAAUUUGAUGACAUAAUGUAUGGUGUAGAAGAGAGAGCCCAAAAGCUUUACAUGAAGGUAAAGAAAAAUCAAUUUAAAUAAUUGAUUUUCUGUAUUUCAUAAUAGAUCUGUUAUUUCUGAGUACAAGGAAUGAAAGGGAGUAAGAAAUCUGAACACUACAGUAGUGGAACAUUUGCCAUUUUUUACCAUGACACAUUUGAACUCCUCUUCCUAACUUUAUACAGACUUGAAUUCUGUACUUCGUUAGAGUUGAGUAGAUUCAGUAUUCUUGCAAUAAUCAAUUAAAGUUUUAUUAAACUUUAAGACUGCAGGUGAGAUGGCAGUGUUUAGUUAUAAAGGAAAAUAGUUAUUUUCAUAUUCAAGUGACAAAAUAAGAGUGUUGCAGAAUGUAAUCUGCAUCCUCCAGCUGAUGGUAUACACAAAAUAUGAUAAAGGCUUGCCACCCACAUUCAGUGAAGCCAAUUCAAUAUGGCGCUGCACUUCAAUAUGGCGCUGCACUUCUAUGGAAGAGGGUAGUGCUUCUGUGAGGAACAGUUGAAGGCAUCACUGUUAAACACACUUCAGUGUUGUGUCCAGAACUUAAGCUACAUUAGGUAGAUGGCCCACUUUUAGAUGGGUGCUAUCUAGACUAGUUAGUCAUGACUAAAUCCCAUUGAAACUAACUUAGUCUGGAUGCUGCCCUGUGUCUUUUUUCUCCCUCCCUCAUUUUUCUUCUUUCCAAAAUGGACUGGAAGUACACUGGAUAUUGUAAAAAUGUUCAGUUGCAUUUCAACACUACAGCCUAUGUUAGAUUGUAGUUCACUGCAAAUUUUUGGUUUUAACUUUUUAAAACAUUUUUGUCCAGAGAAUUAAAUUACAUUUUAAUCUUGCUGAUACAGCAGUUUGCAGUGCAAGGUUUUAAAAUUAAAAGUUAUUUCUGUACACUACAGUGUGAUGUUGAUGGAUUGAGAUGCCUGACAGAGUUGAACCAUGUAAAAACAGUGCACCUUUAGGAGCUCAGACUUUGGAUAUGAAUACCAAAAAUCAUGAUUAUGGUAGGAUUGUUGGCAUGGCACCAGAAGGUUACGUAAAGUAUAAUGGACUAUGGGAGGGAUAAUCUUACCCUCUGGUCUCUUCUCCUGUUCUUCCAGGGCCUAGGCACUUGUAGCCAUGUGAGAGCAACUGUAGCUCCAUGACUAAAAAGUGGCAGCUCUUUCCUGUGUUGCUCUUCAAAACGAUUUAAGCAAUUUGGUUGUUGCAAGAGAGAGAUCCCUUUAUACAUGUCAGACUGAUGGAAUGAAUAUCUUUGGAUCCUAUGUAUCCUGCUUCCACAAACUUGGACCGGUAUUUCAACUAGCCAACGUCAGAUUUGAAAUUUCCUGGCUUUAGCAUCUGUCUCCCAACUCUUUUCUAAUGUUUAAAUUGCAACACCAUCAUAAAGUUAGUGCACUCAGGACCCGGCCAGAAUGCAUGAGGCUCAAAAUUGUGUAUGUGUGUAAAUAAAGGACAUUUGGUUCACUCUA